Molecule: messenger RNA, 756 nt
Organism: Penaeus indicus
Lineage: Eukaryota; Metazoa; Arthropoda; Malacostraca; Decapoda; Penaeidae
Exons: 3
Coding region: 110-661 (183 amino acids)
Source: RefSeq, a predicted model, not a curated record
AGCACCUGCCAGUACUUCGCCAAGUGGUCCCGCGAUCUCUUCAGAAGUUCGUCUGUUCAUCAGUCUCUCCAGCUGCAAUUUGCAAUUUGUUAUCUUAUAUAGCGUCGCCAUGAAGCCCGCAAUUCUUGGUCUCUUGAUGGUUCUCUUCGCCGGCGCAUACCUGGCACAGGACAUUAACGACCAAAGCAAAGGCUGCACUGACGAAGAAGGUUGUGUCGAGGGUCCACCAGGCGCAGGAGAGCCACUGCACCGCGUUGCUAGACAAACCCACGAGUGUUCAAGAACCCCUGAGAACUGUAAACAGCUUAACGGAAUUUGCAUUCAUAAUGGUGAUACCUGUAUCGGUGACAAGCAGAGAAGCCUUUGUGAGGAUGAGGACUGCACCUGCUGCAAGAAACACGUGUGCGUCAAAACGCCAAAAAAAUGUUUGAAAAAUAAUGGCGUGUGCAUAAACCUCAUGGACGAGUGUGCUGGUAGGAAAAACGACACCCUCUGCAACAAUGACCACUGCACGUGUUGCCAGAAGCACGUGUGCCAGAAUACACCGAAGACGUGUUCUGACAAGAAUGGCGUGUGCAUAAACAUCAUGGACGAAUGUCCUGGUACAAAGAAUGACACUCUUUGCAACAAUCGCCACUGCACGUGUUGCAUUCCUGCCUAGAAAGGUUUCAUCCUUUCGAUGCAUCUCAUUUCUGUGUCUUUGAAGAUAUGUAAAUUUCAAAAUCAUGAAUAAAAUUCAGAAUACUUCCAUAAACU